GGUGGCAGAAGAAACACAAGUUGCUGCAGAGAGGGAGUGAGGCAGCUGUGGUUCUCAACGUGGUCCGCUCGGCGAGUACAAGAGCGAGCGGUGCUGGCGCGGGAGGCUCAUUCAGCGGCGAGCUGCAGCGGAGGACGGAGCGCAGCUACUGGGUGUAGGAGGCCGCAGCUGUACCGGAGCCACCAGCUAUACCCGAGCCACCGAGCACAGGAGGUCCCCAAUCAUCGUAAGCUCAGCACCGCAGGCCGGGUACCAUGUCCCUGGAGCUGGAGGAGAACGUCCCCACCACGGAGGAGGAGGAUGACGACGAUGAUGAAGAGGAGGAAGACGACGCCCCCGCAGACAAGCGCACCUCCAGCCGCAGGGCCAAGGGGGCAGCAGCCUCCACCCCUGGGACCAAGAAGAAGAACAAGAAGAAGAAAAACCAGCCGGGCAGGUACAGCCAGCUGGUGGUGGACACCAUCCGUAAGCUCGGGGAGCGCAACGGCUCGUCCCUGGCCAAGAUCUACAGCGAGGCGAAGAAGGUGUCCUGGUUCGACCAGCAGAACGGCCGCACCUACCUGAAGUACUCCAUCAAGGCGCUGGUGCAGAACGACACCCUGCUGCAGGUCAAGGGGGUCGGCGCCAACGGCUCCUUCCGACUCAACAAGAAGAAGCUGGAGGGGGGAGUCCCGGAGAAGAAGCCGGCCCCAGCCCCCAAGCCCGCGGCCAAGAAGGCGGCCAGCAGCACCCCCAAAAAGAGCCACAAGAAGGCGAAGGCCAAACCCAAGAAGGAGAAGGCCAAGAAGAGCAGCCCCAAGCCCGCGGCCAAGAGCCCCAAGAAGAAGAAGGCGGCGAGCGGGGGCAGCAAGAAGGUGAAGAAGUCGGCCAAGCCCAGUGUCCUCAAGGUGCCAAAGUCCAAGAAGGCGUGAUGGGGCCCCAGCCUGGCCCUUAGGGGACGGUGAUAACCAGCUAUAUGUUUGUGCAGCGAUGUAAUUGGGGUUAGGGGGGUGGGGAGGGGUCCUCUCCUGCUGCUGGGACCGUGGCUGAGCCCCCGGCAGCCUGACCAGGGAGUACUGCUUGCAGCGUUGUGCUACGGAGCUGGGGAGUGACUGUCGGGGAUGCUCCAUUCCGUUGGCAACUGCUUGCUACAAUGUAUCAGUCUCAUAGAACUUUGAAACAAUCCCCCGUGCUCUGAUUGGCUGAUACGCGUACGUCGCCCUGGCAACGGCGUCACGGGGCGUGACUUUCUGGCUGCUCUUUUGUAUGAGUGGGAGGUGCAGCAAGAGCAGGGGGUACCAGUUACAUAUACAGUGGAAUGUUAAUGAUGUGCGGUUGUUUUGUAACCUGCCUUUUGUAUAUUUUGUGUUGAUGGCAGCUGCCUGUACAUUCCUUAUUUUGCACAAUGGUCAAUUUUUGUUAUGUCAUUCUUAUUAUGCUUUGGUUACUUUAUGCUACAUAUAAAUAAAUGGGUUUACUUCCA
Pseudophryne corroboree (corroboree frog) is the source of this 1462-nucleotide messenger RNA. RefSeq names its product histone H1.10-like. Gene Ontology annotation, molecular function: double-stranded DNA binding; structural constituent of chromatin; nucleosomal DNA binding. The record is from RefSeq and is a predicted model, not a curated record. Lineage: Eukaryota; Metazoa; Chordata; Amphibia; Anura; Myobatrachidae. The transcript has a single exon. Gene Ontology annotation, biological process: chromosome condensation; negative regulation of DNA recombination; nucleosome assembly. Bases 255 to 911 code for a protein of 218 amino acids. Gene Ontology annotation, cellular component: nucleosome; nucleus.